AUGCAGUGUUUUGUGUUUUUAUUUUACGUUUAUUUUAUUGUACAUCAAUGCGUUUGUAAUGAGAACAAUUAUAGCAACGUAAAUCAUAUUCAUGAAGGUCAAAUUGGUUCCAAUUGCACUUGGAAUGGACUAAAUGGUACAUGUACCCGUUUGAUUGAUUGUCCAUCAGCGCAAGAUGCAAUUGAUGAUAGACGUUACCCAUCAAUAUGUUCCUUCGAAGGUGUAACGCCUAUAGUAUGCUGCAUCGGUCCAGAAUCUGCACAAAAUAAUAGUAACUCCUCGAAUAUCCCCGAUCGAACUUCGGAACAUAAACCAAGAAGAAAAGCGGAGGAACAAUGUAUGGAAUAUUUAAGAACUUUGUCCUAUACCUGCUCAGACCCUUCCGACUACUUUCGCUAUAGUAGCUACAAUGCAUUAGACGUGGUGACACCAUUUGAAGCACCCGGUACGGAAUCGUCGACAGUAUCCGAAUCUGACGGAUCCACAGAAUAUUACCAGAAUUUACCUGUGAUACCACCCGGCUUCUCUUCUGCUUCUCCAUACGUCGAAAUUCCACAUCAUCAGAAUGUACCUAUACCACCACCUACUGCGGCACCCGAAGAUCAAGAUCCCUAUCACCACGAACAGUAUCGUCCGUACCCUGUUCCACCCAUCGCAUUUGGAGUACCAGCUCAUCGGAACCAGUAUCCACAUAUGGCACUCUUGGGCUACGGAGAAGCGGUAGAAACAGCGCAAUGGCUUUGUGGUGGCUCCAUCAUCAGUAAAAACUUUGUCUUAACUGCUGCACACUGCAUUUCCAGCCCAAGUUUUGGGCCAAUAAAGUACGCAGCGUUCGGUAUCCUCAAGAGGUCGGACCCUCCGAAGUAUUGGCAGACCUACAAUAUCACGAGAGUGAUCCCUCACCCGGAGUACCAGUCUCCUCACAAAUAUCAUGACAUCGCCCUCCUAGAGACCGAGGUUCCGAUUCGCUUCGAUAGUUAUUUUGUGCUACCAGCCUGUCUGUAUGUGAAAGCUGAACCAGAUUUUAAAGCAGAAGCUACUGGUUGGGGUGCCCUCGGUCAUCACCAGGGUCUCGCAGAUGUCUUGCAAACCGUGACUCUUAGAAAGUAUGACACGCAGACCUGCUCCAAGCUGUACCCGAAACACAGACAUUUAGUAAAUGGUUUUGAUGAGGCCACACAAAUGUGCUACGGAGACGACAAUGAUCCUAAAGACACCUGUCAGGGUGACAGUGGAGGACCAUUGCAGGUGAAGGACCAAGAAAAAUGUUUCUACAGAAUCCUCGGUGUCACAUCUUAUGGCAGGCAAUGUGGGCGAACGGCCGGUUCCGGCAUCUACACCAAGGUCUCCCAUUAUCUACCGUGGAUUGAAAGCAUUGUGUGGCCAUAG
Messenger RNA from Spodoptera littoralis (African cotton leafworm), 1389 nucleotides. The record is from the annotation of a GenBank genome assembly. Lineage: Eukaryota; Metazoa; Arthropoda; Insecta; Lepidoptera; Noctuidae.